AUGAAGACCACCGGUGUUGCGGCCCUUGCACUGGCUUCGGUUACACAUUCCCUAGUCUUAUCUAUAAUGGUGCUUGAACCAGGCAAAGGGAACCCCGAAACUAUGCCCGUCAAGGCUGGCGACACGGUAGGCUUCCGAGUAGAUGUCAAUGUUACGCAUCCCGGGCCUCUUCAGUUCUACAUGGCAAAGGUUCCGGGAGGAGAGACUGCCAAAACCUUUGCGGAGCAUAUUGCGUUGCACAAUUCGCAAAAAGUAGGCGGCGCACAGUUCUACUUGGGUUGUGCUCAGCUUCAUGUCUCCGGUGGCGGCACUAAAACUUUCUCGGGCGUGUCGUUUCCCGGUGCUUAUUCUGCUACUGAACCAGGAAUUCUAUUCGAUAUCAACUCUGUUCCUACUUCCUAUGCUGUCCCGGGCCCUACCCCUAUUUCUUGCUAA
Molecule: messenger RNA, 435 nt
Organism: Daldinia loculata
Lineage: Eukaryota; Fungi; Ascomycota; Sordariomycetes; Xylariales; Hypoxylaceae
Product: glycosyl hydrolase family 61-domain-containing protein
Exons: 4
Coding region: 1-435 (144 amino acids)
Source: RefSeq, a predicted model, not a curated record